AACUUUUAGCCUAGCGUACCAUACAACUCUCACCAGCUUGUGUGUCUAACUAGUUGGUUAGAAUCCCGGUCCGGUAACGCGUGGACAUGAAGGGGAUUGUGCCGAGUGAUGCUAUUCGGUGCGCCGCUCAUGUCAACUCAAAGCAACAGUUUGACGAGCUAUAUCGCAAAUCUUUAGAGCAUCCUGAAGAUUUCUGGAUAGCCUGCGCUCAUCGCUUUUUUUGGAAAAAUAAACCAACGAAGGAAAAUGCUCUGUCUUACAACUUUGACAUCCGCAAGGGCGCUGUAUUCGUGAAGUGGUUUGAAGAUGGCGUGACUAACAUGUGCUACAAUAUUCUGGAUAAGAAUGUUGAACAUGGUCUAAGUGACAAAAUUGCAUUCCAUUGGGAGGGAAACAAUCCGGAUGAUUACUGCGCUGUGACUUACGGUGAACUGCUAACUAAGGUCCAGCGUUUUGGCAUCGCAUUGAAAUCCCUCGGUGUCACAAAGGGCGACUGCGUCGCGAUCUACAUGCCCAUGGUUCCUGAAAUUGUUGUGGCUAUGCUGGCUUGUGCACGCAUCGGAGCUGUUCACUCGGUUGUGUUUGGGGGUUUCUCUGCGCUUGCAUUGGCUAGUCGAAUUGCGGACGCAAAAUGCAAACUCCUCAUCACAUGUGAUGGCGCAUGGCGUGGAACCAAGUUAAUAGACUUGCUAGAGAAUGCCCUAUCAGCACUGGAGAUAUGCGAGCAGAACGGCCAUGACGUCCAGCAUUGUAUUGUUCUCCGUCACCUUUCCUCAUCUUCGAUGGAUAAAAAUGGACAAAUGUUGAACGGUUCCGCAACGUCGUUGAUUCAGGGAGUCUCUCCGUCCUACAACUCUUGUGCGAGAUUACAGCAGGGUCGCGAUAUUUGGUGGCAUGAUUUAUUGGACAGUUUUCCGGAUAAAGUAGGCUGCCCCGUGGAGUGGUUGAACGCAGAGGAUCCGUCCUUCAUCCUGUACACCAGUGGAAGUACGGGCAAGCCAAAAGGCGUCGUCCACACCGUCGGUGGUUAUAUGGUCUACGCUGCCACCACGUUCUACUACACCUUCGACUACCACCCAGAUGAUGUGUACUGGUGCACCGCCGAUGCCGGUUGGAUCACAGGGCAUUCUUAUGUCGUCUACGGUCCGAUGCUAAAUGGGGCCACCAGCGUGAUUUUCGAGGGCAUCCCAACUUGGCCCGAUUGCGGCCGCUGUUGGGCUAUUGUGGACCGAUAUCAGGUCACAAAGUUCUACACCGCCCCUACAGCUAUACGCACAUUGAUCGCCGCAGGGGAUGAAUUUGUGCACAAGUAUCGUCGAACUAGUUUGAAAGUCCUUGGUUCUGUUGGCGAACCAAUCAAUCCCUCCGCUUGGGAAUGGUAUUAUUAUUUGGUCGGGAACGGUCGAUGUUCCAUAGUCGACACGUUUUGGCAGACGGAAACCGGCGGUCACAUGAUCACUGCACUCCCAGGUGUCUCCGUAAUGAAACCCGGUUGUGCGAAUCGACCGUUUUUCGGUGUGGAUGCACGAAUAAUGUCAGAAAGCGGUGAAGAUUUGUCACAAGAGGCCAGCGCAAAUCGCACCUCCGUGAAUGGCUAUCUAGUGUUUGCAAAGCCAUGGCCAGGUAUGAUGCGAACCAUCCACGGCGAUCAUCAACGCUUUCAGGACGUCUAUUUCUCCCGGUUUCCGGGCUACUAUUUGGCCGGUGAUGGAGCCAAGAUGGAUGAAGAUGGAGAUUUCUGGAUCACAGGUCGUAUCGAUGAUAUGCUAAACGUCAGCGGUCACCUGAUCAGUACAGCGGAGGUGGAAAGCACCGUUCUCCUGCAUCCUCGUGUAGCGGAAGCGGCAGCUGUCAGUCGCGUUCAUCCAGUGAAGGGAGAAUGCUUACAUUGCUUUGUCACUCUGAAAGAGGAGAGCCUCGCUUUAUGCACUUCUGUGACCAAUGGGACACGGCAUGAUGCCUUUGAAGCUCUCCGAGACCAGAUACACGAUCUAGUUCGCAAGAAAAUUGGUCCGUUCGCUAUUCCGGAUCACGUACAGAUCGCUUCCACGCUACCCAAGACUCGAAGUGGCAAAGUACUGCGACGUAUUUUGCGCAAGAUUGCCAAUUUGGACUUCGAUUUCGGUGACACCUCCACCAUCGCCGAUCAGUCCUGUCUCGAUGACCUGAUUGCACAGGCCAAACUAGUCUGAACUAUCAACCAAUCACUCAUCUCGUCUACUUAUCCCCAACUCUUUAUACUUCACCUUUAAACACCAUUUCUGUGUUGUCACACACACACACACCUCUGUAGCCACAACUGUCAACACACCGUUGCUAUCUUCUUCAUCCUGUUCGGAGAAGUACAGUACACUUGCUACUCAUAUGCAACCAUUUUGGUGACAUUGAGGGGUGUCACGUGGUCAAUGUGUCCUAUUCUCUCUCUCUCUCUCUCUCAGAUCAAGUGGCAAGGUUGUGCUUUUUCUAUCCAGCGCAUGCCGCUCCCUCCCCCCCCCCCCCCCAAUGCCUUGUCAACACUAUUCCGGGCAUUUGCGUGCAUCAAUCCCCUUUCUCUCUCCCCUUCCGUACCUACUUAUCGGUCUGGGCGGCAUUCGAAUCGCUCGGCUACUACCUCGGUUGUGAUCGCAAUUGUUGUUUAUCGAUUUUAUUGUUCUAUUCCACUUUUUAUUUUUUGUUCACCCCCCGUUUCGACUGCAGUCACCAUCGAUCUUUGUAUGCCAAUAGCUGAUGUUCUUCACUUGACAUUCCCCCAACCUGAGUGUUUUCAUUAUUUCAGGGCUUAUCUAGUCUAUCUAUUUAUCGUUUGUCUUUUACGCUAUACACUUGGUAGCACACACAUGCACACC
Dicrocoelium dendriticum is the source of this 2846-nucleotide messenger RNA. Lineage: Eukaryota; Metazoa; Platyhelminthes; Trematoda; Plagiorchiida; Dicrocoeliidae. The record is from the annotation of a GenBank genome assembly.